AUGAGCACUGCGGUCCCUUUGGCUCAAUUUUCGAGUCAAGCCGCUGCGUUUGCGCGAGAUGGCGGGGCUUGGAUUGCAAUCAUGUCGACAACGGAGCCGACUUACACGACGCUCACUGGCUCGAUUUGUAGCGACGUGCCGAGUUGUUUAUUUCUCUCGUGGACCGCGACGACGACGAACACUGCUUUUGCCGUCAAUUACCAGGCGAAUGUUAGCGUCCCACUGGAUCAGUAUGGAAAUAUCGAUUCUGUCAACUUCAAUUUGGCUUACAAUAUCGAGUGGGCCUCUUCAAAGGUUUCACAAGGGACCUCUAUUAGCACGCACUCCUCUGUUGGGAUAGGAGGCGUGUCCUUCAUGGACAAUACCUCUGCGGACGAUUACAACGCCCUCACUCGAACAAGGAAUACGUGGAUAUCCAGUCCAUUCGGCCAUUCGGGAAGUGUAACUCCCGAAAGAUACGGUGAUGCAAAGUCUGGAUAUGUCACUCUGUACAUCGGCAUAACGAUGCCCGUGGAAGCAGGCGCGAAUAUUGCAUACUAUGUCAAGGGCAUUACGUUCGAGGUCACGAAUCCUAUCGUCAACGCGCCGUCUUCUGGUUCCACGACUGUGACCUCUACGGCGUCCUCGACGAGUGGAGUCUCGCAGAGUGGGAGUUCUACGGGGAGUAGUACGAGGCUGCAUUCGGAGCUGGGUGCCUUGCCUGGUCUUUCUAGCGGCGCUUCGCCUCUCUCCUCUGGAGGAGCGUCUGUUGGUUCGGGGGGUAGUGCGGCGAGUGGUGUUGCACCGCCGAAGACCGCUAUUAUCGCAGGGGUGGUGGGAUCCCUCCUCGGUGCGAUAGCAUUGGUCGUUGUAAUUUGGUUCAUUAGGCGGAGGAGACAGAAGAGGAAUGAUGGUGCAUCCGUGGUUCCCUUCACGUCCGUGCAGGAUGAUGUCUACUCUACCACGGAGCUCCCAACGUCAAGACGAGAUAACAAGCCAGUUACACUGGAUAUAAAAUUGGCAGGUGGGCGUGAAAAAACGGGUCGUUCCAGCAUGGAUGGAUCCCAGGUUGCAAGUUCGUCUUCUAUUCGUCGAAGACAGCAGCAAUCCAGCAACGCCGCUCUUGCGCAAAGCAGUGACCCCUCACGUGGAGGGGGCGAAUUAUCUCCACAAGGCAUCUUCUCUCCUCUUGAUGAACAUGCGACUCGACUCGGAGUUCAUUACCCUUCACGAGGAGAGAAGCUGGGCGUUCACCGUGACGAGACAUCCGAAAUGGUGGCCUCGACGUCUCGUGCGCCACCGAGACGGCAACCGGAGCUAGAUCAAGAGGAGAACCUUGAGCGACCAGCUCCCUCCACGGUUAUGAGUCCUGUAGGUGACCUCCCACCACCACCGUAUUUCAUGACUACAUCCGCUGGAGCACGACUUGGACUCGUUGGGCAUUCUUCUUCCAGACCGGAGACGCUAGAAGAACUCGCGCGGAGAUAUCGACCGCUCAUCCCGGUCGAGUUGGAGGCAAAGUUGCGACGCGCGAAUUAUCUUCCCACUGAGAAUCCAGAUGAUAUACCAGAGGAGGCGUGGUUGCGGGAAUAUGGGGUUGGACCGCUGGAGCUCGCACGGGUCAGACGGUUAUACCAGAUGUGA
This is a messenger RNA of Serendipita indica DSM 11827, 1623 nucleotides long. The record is from the annotation of a GenBank genome assembly. NCBI's taxonomy places the organism in Eukaryota, Fungi, Basidiomycota, Agaricomycetes, Sebacinales, Serendipitaceae.